AUGCGGCGCCAGCGCCUCCUGCUGGACGCAUACCUUGGCAGCGCCGCGUUCGCUGCAGCGCGCGACAGAGUGCUGCGGGCGCCCCCGCACCGCCAGCGGGGCGUGCUGGUCAACGCCGGCGGGCGGAAGCUGCUGACGCACCUGGUCGUGACGCUGCGCGUGCUGCGGCACCACCUCAACUGCACCCUCCCUGUGGAGGUGGCGUGGCACGGGCCCGAUGAGAUGGAUGCCGCCACGCUGGCAGCACUCGACUCCCAUUUUGGACCCGUGACCGGCUUUGACGCCCUCGCGCAGCCGCUGGAGCAGCACCACCGCAACAGGGCCACCUCAUCCCAGGGUCGCCCCGCCAAGCUGGGCCCCUGGCCCACCAAGGUGCUGGCGCUGCUGCGCAGCUCAUUCCGCCAUGUGCUGCUGCUCGACAGCGACUCGCUGCCCCUGGCCGACCCCUCGCGCCUGUUUGACGACCCAUUGUACCAACAGAGAGGCGCCCUCUUCUGGCCAGACUUCUGGCCCAACUGGGUCCAGGAUGACGCCUACCGCCUCCUGGGGCUCAACGCCACAGCAGCUAAGGCGCUGCUGGCCGAGGGCAAGGGCUGGGGGCGGCGCGACUGCGAGAGCGGGCAGCUCCUGGUUGACAGGGGCCGCCACCUUGACGCCCUGGAGGUGGCCUUCUACGCCAACAGCUUCGACGACGUCCUGUACUCACAGGUUCACGGUGACAAGGACCUCUUCCCCCUGGCCUUCGCUGCUGCGGGCAAGGGCCGGGAGUACGCCCAGGUGGUCGUCCCACCUGGCGGUGUCUUCCGCUGGGGCAAAGGGCAACUGGAGGUCAAAGGACAGAAGACCGCAGUUGACGGCUGGCAGCUGGUGGGGGCGAUACAGCACGACAAUUGGGGAGCGCCGGCCUUCUUCCACAGGACCAUGAACAAGCCAAGCCUGGACUCUGAGCAGUGGCCCGCUGAGCUCGUCACUGGGCCCCUUCCCAUCAGGCACGACUUGAAUCCCAAGUACAUGUAUAUCCAACUUUCUCCAUGA
Molecule: messenger RNA, 1035 nt
Organism: Monoraphidium neglectum
Lineage: Eukaryota; Viridiplantae; Chlorophyta; Chlorophyceae; Sphaeropleales; Selenastraceae
Exons: 9
Coding region: 1-1035 (344 amino acids)
Biological process (GO): mannan biosynthetic process
Cellular component (GO): Golgi apparatus
Molecular function (GO): alpha-1,2-mannosyltransferase activity
Source: RefSeq, a predicted model, not a curated record